CAUUCAUAGGCUUGUUUUGAAAAUCAUCGUAACCUAGGUCACAGUUAUAUAAGAGAGUCUAUCCUGGAAGCUCAUUAAUCAAAUGCUGUUCACAGAAUAAAGAUUACAGAUAUCUAUUGACAUUGACUGUUAAUUACUUACUACCUAAUACUUUGCUAGCAUAAUAGCGGUGUGCCAGUCAACAAUUAGUCAUAUUUGGUUGAAGCUGUCACCCUUUGUAUGUCGGGGUAGUGAGGCGUGGCCGUGCUCAUAUAAAGUGUAGUGAAUGACCAUCAGCAGCACUACCAUGGUGGCUGUAGCAGUGAACAUGUGCCUUAUCAAGUAUCAUGUGCUGAUUUUAUGUUUAAUAGUCGCGGAGUGCUAUGCUCUGAAUUGUCGCUCAGAUGGCGGACCGAAAGAAGCCGAGCUAAAGAAUAUUUACAAAAAAUGUUUAAAGAUGCAAACAGACAACAAAAACUCUAGCAAAGGGAACUCUGAUCAAGACUGGAAGGAGGCUCGAGGUCAACAGAGGAACGAUUGGGAUCGAACCCGGACUGGAAGCAAAGAGAACCGGAAUAGAAAAGAGGAGAGAUUGGGGAGAGACAGAAUGGACUCCAGUGGUAUGAGAGACAAUAAAGAUGACAUGAUGGGAAGUAGAGCCGAUGAUAGAAUGGACAGAAAUUACGAGAGAAAAGGUAAUGACAACCAGAGGGGCAGGAAUAAUGACAGAACAUCCAAUAACAAUAGUAAUGACAAGACGGGAAAUCGAAGUAAGAAUAACAGGAAUGAAAUGACAGGUAACCGAGAAAAUGGAAGGAAUGAUUUUAUCAAUGGAAGAGAGGAUUUCCAGCAGAGCGAUGAAUAUGAGACAGAUAUGUCCAAAUACAACAACUAUCACUCUACCCAACCACCGCGAAGAUACAAGAGGGACAGGCGUCCAGAAAACUCCGGUAAGAGAAGUCAAUACAAUCCAAACGCACAGAGGAUAAACGGUUACGAGGAUAACAGCUUCAGGUCAGAAGAGAGGAAUUCAAGUGAGAAUAAUUCUAGCAGGGAGUCAGAUAAUAAGGCUUGUGCGUUGCAUUGCUUCUUGGAGAACUUGGAGAUGACGGGUGAGGAUGGGAUGCCAGACCGCUACCUGGUGACUCACGCCAUCACCAAGAAUGUUAAGAACGAGGAUCUAAAGGAUUUCCUGCAGGAAUCCAUUGAAGAAUGUUUCCAGAUCCUUGAUAAUGAAAACACUGAAGAUAAAUGCGAAUUUUCAAAAAACUUGUUGCUGUGUCUAUCUGAGAAAGGAAGAUCUAAUUGUGAUGACUGGAAAGAAGACCUGUUCUAG
Molecule: messenger RNA, 1315 nt
Organism: Trichoplusia ni (cabbage looper)
Lineage: Eukaryota; Metazoa; Arthropoda; Insecta; Lepidoptera; Noctuidae
Gene: Obp59a
Product: probable ATP-dependent RNA helicase ddx42
Exons: 5
Coding region: 266-1315 (349 amino acids)
Molecular function (GO): odorant binding
Source: RefSeq, a predicted model, not a curated record